This is a messenger RNA of Capsicum annuum, 1038 nucleotides long. RefSeq names its product gibberellin receptor GID1B-like. Gene Ontology annotation, molecular function: gibberellin binding; hydrolase activity. The record is from RefSeq and is marked provisional. The transcript is spliced from 2 exons. Gene Ontology annotation, cellular component: nucleus; cytoplasm. Gene Ontology annotation, biological process: raffinose family oligosaccharide biosynthetic process; floral organ morphogenesis; positive regulation of gibberellic acid mediated signaling pathway. Lineage: Eukaryota; Viridiplantae; Streptophyta; Magnoliopsida; Solanales; Solanaceae. Bases 1 to 1038 code for a protein of 345 amino acids.
AUGGCUGGAAGUAAUGAAAUUAAUGCUAAUGAAUCUAAGAGGGUGGUUCCGCUUAAUACAUGGAUCCUUAUAUCCAAUUUCAAGCUUUCUUACAACAUGCUUCGUCGGCCUGAUGGGACGUUUGAUCGUGAUUUAGCUGAGUUCCUAGACCGGAAGGUCCCUACAAACUCGAUUCCAGUCGAUGGGGUUUAUUCUUUUGAUGUAUUUGAUCGUGUGACAAGCCUUCUUAAUCGAAUCUAUCGAUCUGCCCCUGAGGAUGAGAUCGAUUGGGGUAAAAUCGAGCUCGAGAAGCCUUUGAGCACCACGGAAAUUGUUCCGGUUAUAAUUUAUUUCCACGGCGGAAGUUUUACUCAUUCCUCAGCCAAUAGUGCUAUUUACGACACAUUUUGCCGUCGCCUGGUUAAGAUUUGCAAGGCUGUUGUUGUCUCUGUGAACUAUCGGAGAUCGCCAGAACAUCGAUAUCCGUGUGCUUACGACGAUGGAUGGGCUGCUCUAAAAUGGGUAAAAUCAAGGUCGUGGCUUCAAAGCGGAAAGGACUCGAAAGUUCACGUCUAUUUGGCUGGUGAUAGUUCGGGUGGUAACAUUGCUCACCACGUCGCUGUCACGGCUGCUGAAGCAGAUGUCGAAGUAUUAGGUAACAUACAUCUCCAUCCAAUGUUCGGUGGGGAAAAGAGGACGGAAUCUGAGAAGAGAUUAGACGGGAAAUACUUCGUAACAGUUCAAGACCGGGAUUGGUACUGGCGGGCGUAUCUACCAGACGGUGAAGAUAGAGAUCAUCCAGCAUGUAACAUAUUCGGACCGAGGAGUAGAACCCUCAAAGGACUAAAGUUUCCAAAGAGUCUAGUCGUGGUAGCCGGGUUGGAUCUUAGUCAAGACUGGCAAUUGGCAUACGUCGAUGGCUUAAAGACAUCGGGGCACGAGGUAAAGCUCCUGUACCUAAAGCAAGCGACGAUCGGCUUCUACUUCUUGCCGAACAACGAUCAUUUCCCUUGCCUCAUGGAAGAGAUAACGAGCUUCAUCCAUUCUAACUGUUCAUAG